AUGAUCCAUCUUCCUGCUUCCCAGGUCAUUUUAUAUCUUUCCUUUUCUUACUUUUGUUUUUUCUUUUCUUUUCGCUUUCUUUUUCCUUUCUUUCUUACUUUUUUCUUUCUUUCUUUCAUUUACCCUCUUUAUAUUUUUCUUUUUUUCUUUUUUGUUAUCUUUACAGUUUUUUUCUUUCUUUUCCCCCCCUCAUUUUUUUCUUUUUGUUCCCUUAGUAGUUCUAUAUUUUCCUUUCUUUUAUCCUCUUUAUAUUUUUCUUUUUUCUUUUUUGCUGUCUUUAUAGUUUUCUUUUCUUCUUUCUCUCUUUCUUUCUUUCUUUCUUUCUUUUACCCUCUUUUUUUUUCUUUUUGUUCUCUUUAUAGUUUUUUUUCUUUUUCUUUCUUUCUUUUAUCCUCUUUAUAUUUUUCUUUUAUAUUUCUUCCUUUUUUAUUUUCUAGCCUUCCUUGGCAACCAAUCCAGAAAUGCUUCGAUACUUUAGGUACAUUUUGUUUGAUCUCUUUGCCUACUUGUGUAUUUUUUACUUCAUCUUAUCUAUUUAACGUUCUGUUUCUUUUUUCUAUUUCACUUUUCCGAUCUUUCUUUCUUUCUCUCUUUCUUUUUGUUAUCUUUUUAUUUAUCUCUUUCCUUUCUUUCUUUCUUUCUUUCUUUCUUUCUUUCUAUCGUUCCUUUUCUCUCUCUUUUUAUCUUUUCUUCUUUUCGCUAUCUUCCUGUUUUCUUUCUUUCUGUCUUUCUUUUUGUUAUUUUUUUUUAUUUAUCUCUUUCUUUUCUUUCUUUCUUUCUUUCUUUCUAUCGUUCCUUUUCUCUCUCUUUUUAUCUUUUCUUCUUUUCGCUAUCUUCCUCUUUUCUUUCUUUCUGUCUUUCUUUGAUUCUUGUUCUUUUUUACUCACUUUCAUUUUAUCUUCUUUCAUUCUUCCUUUAUUUUCUUUCUUUUCUUUUUGUAUUUUCUUUCUAUUUUUCAUAUAUACCGCCUCUUUUUUUUUCGCUAACUUCUUUUGCAUAAUCUCCCCUCUCUCCCUAUCAAUCUCUAUCUCCCACUCUUCCACUUCUUCUCUCUCUCUCUCUCUUUCUCUCUCUCUCUCUCUCUAUCAAACACACACACUCCUAUAG
Messenger RNA from Acanthosepion pharaonis, 1107 nucleotides. NCBI's taxonomy places the organism in Eukaryota, Metazoa, Mollusca, Cephalopoda, Sepiida, Sepiidae. The record is from the annotation of a GenBank genome assembly.